UAUGAACGCAUUUUCACAUUCAGAUUCAUCUCUGCGUUUUGGCCAUACCUUUCUCUCUCCCUCUCUUCCCUGUCAGUUUUUUUCCGCCGUAAUUACGACUCAAUUUCCACAUUUCGUUUUCCGUCCAACAGCGCACGAUUCGGAUUCUCCGAUUCUAAGGAACUGUAGAAGCAAUUGGGGUUCGAUUUUCCUUAGCGGAGCUCAUAAAUCUCCGAUCCGCGGCGGAUCGACGGAGAGGGAGAAGAAGAGAGGUGGAUUGAUGAUGUGGUGUAGAACGAUUGUGCUUCGUCGGAAGAGGAAGACCGGCGCCGUGCCGGUGUACCUGAAUGUGUAUGAUCUCACUCCGAUCAAUGGCUACGCUUACUGGUUCGGUCUCGGCGUCUAUCACUCCGGCGUCCAAGUUCAUGGGGUUGAAUAUGGGUUCGGCGCGCAUGAGCAUUCCACCAGUGGAAUAUUUGAAGUCGAACCUAAGCAGUGCCCGGGAUUCACAUUCAGAAAAUCAAUACUUAUCGGGCGAACCGAUUUGGGCCCGAAAGAAGUCCGCACAUUCAUGGAGAAACUUGCCGAGGAGUAUGGUGGCAGCUCAUACAAUCUCAUUACGAAGAACUGCAACCAUUUCUGCAAUGAUGUAUGCACCAGAUUGACAGGGAAACAAAUUCCUAGAUGGGUUAAUCGCCUUGCUCGUUUAGGUUUUCUUUGCAAUUGCGUCCUCCCAGCGGGCCUGAACGAGACCAAAGUUCGGCAAAUAAAGGCCGACGAAAGAGUUGUUGACAAGAAGAAGUUAAGAAGCCAUUCAAGUAGGUUUGUAAGUACUUCUGCCAAUACAAGCAACGCCACGCCUCAUCCUACAAGGUCAGCUACAAGUAGUAGUAGUAGUAGUAGAAGACAGAGAACCCGAAAAUCUCCGUCCAUCUCUUUGAUUCGUUCUGCUUCUGCCUCUCCCUCUCCCUCUACUAUCAAGCUUUAGUCACCUCUUUCGCUCUUUGGACUUUAUGGGGUUGGAUGUCUAUGCAACAACAAAUCCAAUAGGGCGGAGAGGGAGUGUGCACGCAAUCCUUACCCUAUGAGGUGGAUGCCUGUGUGUG
This is a messenger RNA of Cuscuta campestris, 1085 nucleotides long. The record is from the annotation of a GenBank genome assembly. Lineage: Eukaryota; Viridiplantae; Streptophyta; Magnoliopsida; Solanales; Convolvulaceae.